This is a messenger RNA of Pleurotus ostreatus (oyster mushroom), 2559 nucleotides long. RefSeq names its product DNA repair helicase RAD25 (gene SSL2). The record is from RefSeq and is a predicted model, not a curated record. Gene Ontology annotation, biological process: nucleotide-excision repair; transcription initiation at RNA polymerase II promoter. Lineage: Eukaryota; Fungi; Basidiomycota; Agaricomycetes; Agaricales; Pleurotaceae. Gene Ontology annotation, molecular function: hydrolase activity; DNA binding; ATP binding. The transcript has 15 exons. Gene Ontology annotation, cellular component: transcription preinitiation complex; nucleotide-excision repair factor 3 complex; transcription factor TFIIH holo complex. Bases 1 to 2559 code for a protein of 852 amino acids.
AUGUCUGGAAAGCGUAUUGCACAAGACGAGGUGUCUUAUCCCGCGAAGAGAGCACGAAGCUCUAAGGACCAAGGAGAAUAUCUUGACAUCGACAAUGAGGACGACGUUAUUCCACCCUCACCUCCAGAAGGACAGGGCCUCGUCCCUCGAGGGGCAACAAUCAACUUCAGUGCUCUAACGCGAAAGUUGGCCGAGGCUAAGCGAAUGGUAGACAAUAGUGUGGGCGGGCCUUCCAUCGACGCACACCGACGACAACAAGACGCUCUCAUCUCGCACAUAUUCAUGGAUCAGGACUUUUCAUGGCUACACCUCAAGCCGGAUCACGCUUCAAGGCCGUUAUGGAUAAGUCCUGAAGACGGCCACAUCAUUCUCGAGGCAUUUUCUCCAAUAGCUGAGCAGGCGCAGGACUUCCUCACCGCUAUCAGUGAACCUGUCAGCAGACCGGCGUUCAUACACGAAUACAAACUCACUUCCUAUUCACUCUACGCCGCGGUUUCUGUCGGUCUUCAGACGGAGGAUAUCAUUGAAGUCCCCGUUCCUGAAAGUAUCAUAUCCUUCAUUCGCGAACGGACGUUGAGCUACGGGAAGGUCAAACUUGUGUUGAAACACAAUCGGUAUUUCAUUGAAUCAAGUCAUCCCGAAACCCUUCAACUACUUCUGAAAGAUCGAGUCAUUCGCGAUGCCCGUAUAGUCACCCCCCAAGCUGACAAUAGUAUCAUGGCCUCCACCUUUACCACCAGCAAGGCCCCGGUCAAGGGUGGCCUAGUGAUACCAGGGUCCCGGGAAGCUGAUAAACGCAAGGAUGAUCAACAAAAUGGGAAACCCGCACUCGGCGGUGCAUCCAAAGAUGCUGAUAUAUUUACUUCCGUGGUCGGUGUUGAUGGUGAUGAAGCAGACGAAGACGACGACAAUGUCCACGCCUUCGAGAUCAAUGAUACAAUGAUAGAUGACGUCAAGAAACGUUGCAACGAACUUGAAUACCCUAUGCUUGAAGAAUAUGACUUCCGUAAUGACACAAUCAAUCCAAAUUUAGACAUCGACCUCAAGCCAGCCACCAUCAUCAGACCGUACCAGGAAACCAGUUUGAGCAAGAUGUUUGGGAAUGGGCGCGCUCGAUCUGGAAUCAUCGUACUUCCAUGCGGUGCUGGAAAGACAUUAGUCGGCAUCACGGCGGCUUGUACUAUCAAGAAGUCGUGUCUGGUGCUUUGCACCUCGUCGGUCUCAGUCAUGCAAUGGCGCCAGCAAUUUAUGCAGUGGUCUAACAUCACGGACCGUCAAUGCGCGGUCUUCACGGCAGAUCAAAAAGAAAAGUUUGCUGGAGAAAGUGGGAUCGUUGUCUCAACGUAUUCCAUGGUUGCUAACACACACAACCGUUCGCACGAGUCGAAGAAGAUGAUGGACUUCUUGACAUCGAGGGAAUGGGGGUUCAUCCUACUGGACGAAGUGCACGUUGUUCCCGCUGCGAUGUUUCGUCGAGUCGUCACCACCAUCAAGGCACACUCUAAACUUGGCCUCACUGCAACCCUGGUACGUGAGGACGAUAAGAUUGCCGAUUUGAACUAUAUGAUUGGGCCGAAGCUGUACGAAGCAAACUGGAUGCAAGUAGUGGACCUUGCCGCAAAAGGCCAUAUAGCCAAUGUGCAGUGCGCAGAAGUCUGGUGCCCAAUGACCCCAGAAUUCUAUCGUGAAUAUCUACGGGAGCAAUCACGGAAGGGCAUGCUUUUGUAUUGCAUGAACCCCAACAAGUUCCAAGCGUGCCAGUUCCUUAUUAAGUACCACGAAGACAGAGGAGACAAGAUUAUAGUCUUUUCGGACAACGUGUUCGCCCUCGAGGCUUAUGCCAAGAAGUUGAACAAGCUCUUCAUCCACGGGGCUGUCGGGCAAGUCGAGCGUAUGCGUAUCCUUGCCCGGUUCCAACAUGAUCCAAGGGUUAACACUAUCUUCCUGUCAAAGGUGGGAGAUACAUCAAUCGAUCUGCCAGAGGCAACUUGCCUCAUCCAAAUAUCUUCACACUUCGGUUCGCGCCGUCAAGAGGCGCAACGGUUAGGUCGCAUCUUGCGAGCGAAACGGCGCAACGACGAAGGCUUCAAUGCCUUCUUUUACUCACUUGUAUCCAAGGAUACACAAGAGAUGUUUUACAGCACGAAGCGCCAACAAUUUUUGAUUGAUCAAGGUUAUGCGUUCAAAGUUAUUACGCAUCUUGAUGGCCUGCAGGACCUUCCUGAAUUAGUAUACAAGUCGCGCGAUGAGCAAAUUGAACUCUUGUCGUCGGUGCUGCUGGCCAACGAAAGCGAGGCGGACCUAGGCUCCGACAUCCGAGCCGGCGAAGGCGACCUGGCAGGUACGGUUACUUCGAAGGACUUCGGGCCAACUAAAUUUACGGCGGCCCAACGGACGACCGGAUCGCUAACGGCACUCAGUGGGGGUCAACAUAUGUCGUACGUCGAACAGAACAAAUCGGCUAACAAGAAGCUGGUUAAAGAAGCUGCGCCUCGCCACAAGCUGUUUGCGAAGAGGGAGAAGGAUAAAGUGGCUGCCAGGAAGGAAGCUAGAGCGUAG